Monodelphis domestica (gray short-tailed opossum) is the source of this 6380-nucleotide messenger RNA. RefSeq names its product arylsulfatase B (gene ARSB). Gene Ontology annotation, molecular function: sulfuric ester hydrolase activity. The record is from RefSeq and is a predicted model, not a curated record. Lineage: Eukaryota; Metazoa; Chordata; Mammalia; Didelphimorphia; Didelphidae.
CCUCGGGGCGGGGCGGGCCUAAGCUGCCCAGUUCCUGGUUCUAAAUCGAGCUCACUGCACAAGCAGCAGACACAGCCUGAAGAGGCCUGGACUGCUAAGAUGGAGGCCGGCAGCGCAGCCAGCGCGCUGCCCCUCUUUCUCCUCCUCCUCCAGCUGCUGCUCCAACUGCGGGGCUCCUGCGCCCAGGCUACAGGGCAGCCUCACAUUGUCUUCGUGCUCGCAGACGACCUGGGCUGGAACGACGUGGGCUACCACGACUCCAAUAUCUUCACCCCACACCUGGACGCGCUGUCGGCCCAAGGGGUCCGGCUGGAAAACUACUACACUCAGCCUCUGUGCACGCCGUCUCGUAGCCAGCUCCUGACCGGCCGCUACCAGAUCCACACAGGUUUACAGCAUCAGAUAAUCUGGCCGUGUCAACCCAGCUGUAUACCUCUGGAUGAAAAACUGCUGCCUGAACUUCUCCGGGAGGCUGGAUAUGUCACCCACAUGGUCGGAAAGUGGCACCUGGGCAUGUUUCGAAAAGAAUGUCUUCCAACACGCAGAGGAUUCGAUACGUUCUUUGGGUACCUUCUAGGUAGUGAAGAUUACUACACCCAUAAACGCUGUGUACAUAUUGAUGCCCUGAAAGUCACCCGAUGUGCUCUUGAUUUUAGAGAUGGAGAAGAUAUUGCAGCAGGAUAUGAAAAUAUGUAUUCAACAAAUGUAUUUACAGAAAGGGCUGUGAACCUUAUUGCUAACCAUCCAGCCCAGAAGCCUCUGUUUCUCUACCUCGCCCUACAGUCUGUCCAUGAGCCCCUGCAAGUCCCUGAGGAGUACCUGCAGCCAUAUGACUUUAUCCAAAACAAGAAUAGGCAGCAUUAUGCAGGAAUGGUGACCCUUAUGGAUGAAGCUGUGGGAAAUGUCACAAGAGCCCUUCAAAAGUAUGGGCUCUGGAAUAACACAGUGUUUAUCUUCUCCACAGACAAUGGUGGACAGACUUUGGCAGGGGGAAACAACUGGCCAUUAAGAGGAAGAAAAUGGACACUGUGGGAAGGCGGAAUUCGAGGGGUGGGCUUUGUAUCCAGCCCCUUACUGAAACGGAAAAGAGUAAAAAGCUCGGAACUCAUCCACAUUUCUGACUGGCUGCCUACCCUUGUCAACCUUGCUGGUGGACGUACAAAUGGCACCAAACCACUAGAUGGCUUUGAUGUGUGGAAGACAAUCAGUGAAGGAAGCCCUUCCCCCCGGAUGGAGCUGCUGCAUAACAUUGACCCGGGUUUUGUAGACACAGCGCCAUGUGACAGACCCGCUAGUCCUCCUUCCACAAGGGAUCCCUUUCCUUCAGCACAUUCUACCUUCAAUGUAUCUAUCCACGCAGCAAUUCGAUAUGGAAACUGGAAACUAUUGACUGGCUACCCAGGUUGUGGUCACUGGUUUCCACCACCAACUUUAUCCAACGUCACAGAGCUCCCAUCGCCUGACCCACCAACGAAAAACCUCUGGCUUUUUGACAUUCAACAAGACCCUGAAGAAAGAUUUGACCUAUCCAGUCAGCAUCCCAAGAUCGUCAAGAAGCUUCUUGACCGGCUUCAGUAUUACCACAAGAACUCAGUCCCGGUGUUCUAUCCCGAUGAGGAUCCCCGCUGCGAUCCUGAAGCAGCUGGAGUCUGGGGGCCGUGGAUGUAGGAUGUUCAUCAGCUCUCAGACUAGAAGCCGGCCUCUCAGGGAACUUCAGGCCUCCGUAGUCACCCCAUUUGUUCUGCCCCCCUCCAGGCGACUUCCGUGACCUAUCUCAGUCCUAAACCAUACCAGAGCCUCCGAUUUCAACCUCAGAUGCACCUAAGAAGCAGACACAUUCAGGAACAUAGACUCUUGCUGUUCUUUGAUUAGGGGGAAGUUUUAAAAGCAGGGACGAUUAGCUCUUGAUUCACCCCCUCUUUCCUGAGCUUCAGGACAACUGAAAAACUUUACUUCAGAUAAGAAACUCUAAUUGAGUCGCUGAGUGAGAGAACAGCCUGCUGAGUUCACCUAGCAAGUCAGAUGCUAGAUUUUACUUUUGCCAAAAGCCAGGUUUUAUUGGAAAGUGACUCACAUUUCUUGCAGUAAAUGAAGAGAGCAGACAAUUGCUCACAGUUAACAUUGGCAAAAGUUCUCUCUCUCUCUCUCUCUCUCUCUCUCUCUCUCUCUCUCUCUCUCUCCCUCCCUCCCUCCCUCCCUCUCCUAAUUUUCUCUUCUUCCUUUUCUGUCCUUUAAUUCUUCAUCCUCUCUUCCCCCCUCCUUUUUUUCCAUUUCUCUAUUUUUCUUGAUAUUGUGCCCAAAAGUUCCCACCAAAAUACUUCUCCUUCUUAUCCUCCCCUCCCCAACAAUACAGCUUAAGAUCUAUCUUUGAUUUUAGUUUGUUGUAAAAAUUCAAUAUAAUAGGGCAGCUAGGUGGCACAAUGGAUAGAGCACCAGACCUGGAGUCAGGAGAACUCGAGUUUAAAUUGGGCCUCAGACACUUCCUAGCUAUGUGACUCUGGGCAAGUCAAGUAACCCUAACUGCCUAACUCUUACACUCUUCUGUCUUAGAAUUGAUACUAAGACAGAAAGGAAGGGAAGGAAGGAGGGAAGAAAGAAAGAAAGAGAGAGAGAGAGAGAGAGAGAGAGAGAGAGAGAGAGAGAGAGAGAGAGAGAGAGAGAGAGAGAAAUGCAACAUUUCAGCAAAAGCUAGGCAUGGAUCCUGACCCACUUCUUUGGCUUCUCUUCUUUUCCAGUGAAGAUUCUUUUUUGGUCAGAUGAUUUUUCCAAGCGUUGCUCCUUCUUCUAGAUCUUUUUGCUACUCUGCAUGGGUCCUUCUUCCUACAUACUCUUUCCUCAUCUAUAAAAUAAGAAGGUUGGAUUGGUUGGCUUCUAAAGUUUUACAUGGCUUUCAGGCUUUAAACCUGUGAUCCUCUGCAUCUCUACAGUAAUGGUGUGGUGGGAGUUCUCCUUUAGGAAAGAUUGCCAUUCAGUAGCCCUGAACAGGAAAAGACUGUUCAGCAGAGCCAAUCAAUGCAUCCCUUUCCCUGAUAAACCACAGUAUUAUGACACAAACCACAGUAUUACUGAAUUUUACUGAAGCUGCUAGCUGUGCCCUUCUACAGUGGGCAAGCCUGGCUCUGGAUCCUUUUACCAAGCUCCUUUUUCUUGUCAAAGACAGAAGAGUUUUGUUUCAUGUUUGUUUUAAACAAUGAUGACAACUUGAAUUACGUCAUGGACUUGAUGGGUUUUACCAAGCUGAGUCCACAUGGAUACAAACUAGGUUAUGGCACCCAUUAUUCUUGGGCCCCCCAUUCUAGUGAGAGUGGCCACACAAGCACUCAGGAAUUUGUUACAAGGGAAUCACUUUAAAAGACUGAUAUAUAUUAAUUUAAGGUCGCCAAGGAAUUCAGCUAUGUAAUUCCUAAAUGAAAACUCAAGUCUGCAGUCAAUCUUUUAUGGAGUUUAAUUUCAAUAGGAGUAAGAAAGGAAUUAGAGAUAGAGAGAGAAAAAGGGAGAGAAGGGAAUAGGGCUUAAAUACCCCUUCUGUUUAGGCUGGGCCAAAAGGCCCAAGCCCUUUGAUAGCUGGGGCAAUGAAAGGAGAUCAGUCCCUAUUACUCACGUGACCAAAAUGGAGAAACAGUCUCAGAGGCCCCCACUUUCAGCUUCCUUCAGAGCAAGCUUCUCAGAGCCCACACGAACCACACCGACCAACUUCUCCACCCCACCGAGUCUUCAGACCCCCCUGAUCUUUAAGGAAACCAUCCAAGUUGCCUCCCCUCAGUUCUCACAUCUACCAAUCACCUGUCCAUCAAUUUCCCUGUGCCAAUGGAGGCUCUAGCUUAACCCAGGACCGCCCAGAGGCUUUGCACAUGUCUGUUGAAGGUCAUAUUUUCAAAUAAUUAAAUCUUUGCUCCUUUGCUACAGCCCUUUCUAAAUCCUGUUAACCUGAGUAGGGUAGAGAUUGGAAUAAUUAAAUUUUGAUCUAGGCUGCAGCCCUUACUCAAUCCUGUUAGGACUGAAUAGGGUGGAGAUUGAUUCCAAGUAUCUCCAUUGUAUCAAUUCUAAAAUCAAUCAAGACUCAAAGAAAUUCCUGUUCUAUGCUUAAGCAUAGGUCAAAGUCCUUUCCAUUGUUCAGCAAAGGGUUUCUGUCCUAAAGUAAUCUUAAGAAGGGAAGAGAAGGAACCUCCCAUGCCAAUGGGGUUCACAUUCCAAUAGUCAAGACCCACUAUCAAUAGGAAAUUUUUCAAGUAUGAAAUUUCCCAAUGGUGAAAUUUCCAACAUUUAUAAGUCUAAGAAAUUUUGAGGUUUACAAAUUGGGAGCAGUGCCAAGGGGAAUUGGGCUCAGAAAGCCCUGGUCAAUGUUGAUGGCUCUAGGCUUGGGUGAAGCAAAGGAAUGGCGAGUGCACACUCUUCUUUCUCCUCUCAUCCUUAUAACCAUUCUAGGAGUGAGAGAGAAGAGGAAGCAUCAUUCGCCUAUAACAGCUCUUAAACAUGUAACUACCAUUCUGUUGGCCUGGGUCAGUGUGGCUGAGCUUUCAAGACCCAGAGGAGCAUUUCUCACUUUUUCUUGGUAUUGCUUUAUCCAGUAAAGUGCUUCACCAUAGACAGUGCCAGAUCAAUAGCCUAGAAGAGAAUCCAAUAGAAUCAGAAACUCACUCAAAAUGGCCCAACGUGCCUAGAGGAUAUUUUUUUCAGGGUUGAAAUCAUGGCUUAACUAUCUCAUUAACAUUAUCAUAUUAAUUAUUUCAUCACUCUGUAGAAAGGUUCUCUAGCCCCUUUGGAAGAGAAGGGGGAAGGGGAGACCUCAAUGUGUGCAUGCCUGCUCAAUGCAUAUUACUACCCCCUUUCCUCGUGUCCCUGCUCUCAGGGAGCUGAGACAUUUGUACCGUGGAACAGAAGGGCAACAGCAACAGCCAGGAACCUUGACGAGGGCACCAGCCCCUUUGCCACUCGGAGGCUAGCCCAGGCUCCUGAACCAGGGUCAGGCUGGCCCAUUCCCACAAUGGCUGAGUUGUGUGUUUUAUGGGGAGAAUUGAGUGAGAACUCUUCAUGGCAGCGUAGCUCCAGGGAUCCUGACACUGAAUCCCCUUGAGCCAAUGUGCACCAGAGGAAUGGCGGUUAAGAGCUGGCACGGAAUGCACUCAAAGGCCUGGGUCACAGGAAUGCUGUGUUAUGAGGUCAAUUUUAGACGUCCUCUUGACAGCACUUUCUGUGUGCUGCCCAUUUCUCUCAGAUGUGACUGUGUCGGGGACCUUGCAAUCCCGACACACAUUUGUCCACUAAAAAAAAAAUGCCAGCUUAUUUUUCUUCCUUUUUCCCAUAAAAAUAACUUGAUGUAGAUUACUAGAUAGCUAUCCUUAUGUUCAGGGCACUGUUUUCUAGUCACUGCCAAUGCUUAUUUUGUAAAAAAUUCCCUAGAAAGAAAAGGGUUUACAGUCCAUUGCCAUCUUUCUUCCCAGAUUGUUGGUUUUUUCCAAUUCUAGUAUCUUUACUGCCAUUUAUAGUUCCAACACAUCGUACACAAAAAGUGUUUGUAAUAGAUAUUUAGGAGGAAAUGUAGUGUGUCUGACAGAUGGUAAGUUUGUGGAAAUAAACUGGCCUCUAGUAUUUAGGUUGUUACAACCUGGAAGGCCUGUUGGUGUUGCCUACUGGCCUUUAGUCUCUCUUGGUGAAAGUUUACAAACUUCCUUGAUAAAUGUGAGUACAGAUGUCUCCCCAUCUCCCCAUCCUCAUGAAGGGAAACGUAUAUGAGAAAUCUCCAUUCCUAAUCCCAUGGGACUCUGACAUUUAUGAAGCAUAAGACCUUCAGUAAAUCAUUUAAAAUCCCCGUUUUAUCAUCUAUAACAGAACAAUGACCUGACUUGCCUACCUCAAAGGAUUGUUGUAAAAAAACGGUAAAUUUAUUAUGCACCUACUGUGUGCCAGCAAUUGUGCUAGCUGCUGGGGAGACAUCAAAAGAGUAAAGCACUCUUGUUCUCAAGAAGCAUACAUUCCAUUGAGGAGACAACAUGCACACACAUCUACACAAAUGUAACCUACAUGUAUGUUCUCAAGAAGCAUACAUUCCAUUGAGGAGACAACAUGCACACAUAUGUAACAGAUGUAUACAUUAAAUAAAUAAGGUCACAGCUAUGAAUGUGCUUUUUAUGUUACAUAAAGCACUCUACACAUGCAAAGCAUUAUGAUUUGGACCCUAGACCUUUAUCCAUGAUAAAUAUCUAGAUAACCUUAAAAUAUACAAGAAUUGUGAAUAAAUGUGAAAGUAUUGAGUACAAAUGUUAUUGUUUUCAUAUGAAAUUGUUCAUUUUGUAGGAAUAUGGUUUGUUGGACUGUUACUUUACUUUAUGGAUCUAUCUGGUUUGAGAGCAAAAUAAAGUGAAUUAUCUUUUAAAAUGUAA